UGUUUACAAAAUAUAAUUUUAAUACGUUAUUUAACUAACUUUAUUCUAAUUGAAAAAUUUUAAUUUUACUUAUUCUUAAUUUUUUUAUGUACUACAUAUAAAAAUUUCUCAGAUCUAAGUAGAUUAAUUUUAUUAUUGUAAUAUUUUUUAUUAUCAAAUUAUACCGUAACUCCUAUUUAUUGUAACAAUGGAAGAAGAAUCUGAAGUAAAAGAAUAUCGUUGGGAGGGAGGUUAUGAAAAAACUUGGGAAGAAGUCAAAGAAGAUGAAGGAGGAAAUGUAGAAUGGUCUGUCAAGGAAAUUAUAGAAAAAUCCAAACGAUCAUUGGCUGUACGUCAACCCAAUAUCCGCCUUGGCAUGAUGCGACAUUUAUAUGUUAUAAUUGAUUGUUCAAAUUCUAUGCUAGAAAAAGAUUUAAAACCUACUAGGCAAAUCUGUACUUAUAAAUUACUUCAAGAUUUUAUACAAGAUUAUUUUGAUCAAAAUCCAAUUAGUCAACUUGGUCUUAUUGUAACACGUAAUUCUUCAGCAGAACGAAUUACUGAAUUAUCAGGCAAUCGAAAAUAUCACUUAGAAGAAUUGAAAAAGACUCUUGGAAAUUUUCAUUACUGUAACGGUCUCUUAUCUGUACAGAAUUCUUUAGACUUAGCAUUGUCUUUUAUGAAAACUUUGCCAUCACAUACAAGUCGAGAAAUUCUUAUUAUUGGUUCUAGUUUGAGUUCAUGUGAUCCAGGAGAGAUUAAUACCACAUUGGAGACUCUUAAAACAAAUAAUAUUCGAGUUUCUAUUAUACAUCUAGCUGCUGAAGUUCGGAUGUUUCGACAAUUGUGUGAUGAAACUAAAGGAAAACAUAGUGUUAUUGUUGAUGAUGUUCAUUUUAAGCAUGUUUUAUGGUCUUUAGUAGAACCAGUUCCAUUACCUAGUUCAGUUGAUGCAUCAUGUGUAAAAAUGGGGUUUCCUCAAGAGUUAGAGCAAAAGCCUCCAUUUACUACAUGUUCAUGUCAUUUAACUGAAGGUGGUAAACUGAAUGCUAAAGGUUAUUUUUGCCCACAGUGUAAUAGCAAAUAUUGUGAAUUACCUGUCGAAUGCAAAUGUUGUGGUUUAAUAUUAGUAUCUUCAUUGCAUUUGGCUCGUUCUUUACAUCAUCUGGUUCCAAUUAAAUCAUUUGUAAAGAUUGAACCAGAAGAAGGUGCUAUGGCUUAUUGUUAUGGAUGUAGAAAAAGGAUACGGAUUCCAUCAGAACCAGUUUAUUUGUGUGAAUCCUGUAAGAAACACUACUGUGACAGCUGUGACUUUUAUAUUCAUAAUACAUUACAUGUAUGUCCUGGGUGUGCUGUAAAGCGAGAAGACAAAAGAUAACACUGUAUAGAAUCAAAUAAAUGGUAAUAUCAUUUUCUAACCUACAAUAAAUUUUCUUUGAAUUAGAAAACAAAGAUUUAUGAAUUAUAUUGUUAUUUAAUAUAUGAAAAUAUUGAAGAUCAAUUUUUAUUUGAUAUUGUAAAACAAAAUAAAUUACUAUUUGUGUUAUAAUCAA
Molecule: messenger RNA, 1532 nt
Organism: Daktulosphaira vitifoliae (grape phylloxera)
Lineage: Eukaryota; Metazoa; Arthropoda; Insecta; Hemiptera; Phylloxeridae
Gene: Ssl1
Product: general transcription factor IIH subunit 2
Exons: 2
Coding region: 188-1357 (389 amino acids)
Biological process (GO): DNA-templated transcription; nucleotide-excision repair; regulation of transcription by RNA polymerase II
Cellular component (GO): transcription factor TFIIH holo complex; transcription factor TFIIH core complex
Molecular function (GO): zinc ion binding
Source: RefSeq, a predicted model, not a curated record